Solanum lycopersicum (tomato) is the source of this 465-nucleotide messenger RNA. Its product is annotated as B3 domain-containing protein At2g32645-like. The record is from RefSeq and is a predicted model, not a curated record. Lineage: Eukaryota; Viridiplantae; Streptophyta; Magnoliopsida; Solanales; Solanaceae. Gene Ontology annotation, molecular function: DNA binding.
AUGGAGAGAAACAAGACUCAAACUCUGUUGGAUGAUAAACAGAGUAAAUGGGAAGAUAGAGAGAAAAAUAGAAGAAAGAUUAAGCCAAUAAUUGAUACUCCAGGUUUGCCAGAUGAGUUGAAGGAGAAGAUUUCAAGAAUGGGUGUUCAGAUUUCACAAGUGAAACUUGUAAUUCAGAAAGCUCUUUAUGGUACAGAUUUGAGUUAUCAGCAUAUGCGUCUGUCAAUCCCCGUCAACCAAGUGGUGAGUAAGGAUUUCUUGACACCACAAAAGAAAAUGGUAUUGGAGACGAGAGAUAUUGUGUCGAACAAAAAGAGCAAGAUUCAGUUCAACUUGAUUGAGCCUUCACUUGAACAAACAAAAAUUCAUUUGACAAAAUGGGACAUGAACGAAAGCUCAAAUUAUGUGUUAUUGAAUGACUGGAUGCAAGUAGCAGAAGGAACAAACUCAAGUCUGGAAUGGUAG